AACACAGUCGCAUACCUCAGAUCGUUAUACAGACAACAGCAAUAUGAUACGUUGAUAGCAGUACCAGCAUCAGGCAACUGCGACGAGGAUACCGCCGCGGGGUUAGAUCGGCGAUAAGAUGGCAUCCAGAUAUGAGAGCAGUAGCACCGACGAGGAAGCUCACUUCUCGAGCUCCAGCAGCAACGGCUACACCACCCACAACGACAUUCACACCGACCGCUACCGCGACUCUCCAUCCGAUACCGACGACGAUGAGACGAUUGGACCCGAUGCGCCCCUCCGGCGACGCGCUCCGGCCGACGAUUUCGAUCCUUCACCUGCACGACCGAGACCAUCAUUGCAGAACAAGCUUGGAGAUCGCAUACCGAAGCCGCUGAAGAAAGCAUGGGCGGCGACAGUGACGUGGGUCAAAGGCCCUGAUCCGCCGAGGAUAUAUACUAUCAAACCGUUCUUUCCCAGUUUCCAGCAUUUGCCCAUCAACUUGCUGGACCGCUACACACCGAAGAGAAUACAUCGAUUCUGGUUGCUAGUAGGCGCAAUCGCUUCAUGGCUCCUAGUGUUCUCUUUGCUGCUACAUAGGUCAGCAUUCGCUGCCCAAAUUCCCGGUUACGGUACACCGAUCAGAUUGAGCUGCGCAGCAAGAUAUUGGGGAGACGACAAUCGAUGCGGACUCAAUGGCAACCUUUGCAGGCCCUUCUCAAAUGCGAGUCUCGCGUUCAGGUGUCCCGCGGAUUGCCACAAGGUGUUGACACAAGGCCAUGCCGUUGGUGAUCAAAUGGUUACUUACAAACCUUUGGUCAUUGGCGGACCAAAAGAGGAGCAGACGGGGUUCGAAGAUGGAAUUGUGGAUAACGCCAUCUACCGCGGCGACAGCUUCAUUUGCGCUUCUGCGGUGCACGCCGGUUUCAUUCGCGACAUCGAGGGCGGAUGCGGUGUACUCACUUUGACUGGCGAGCAAUCCAUACUCCCUUCCGUGAAUCGAAACAGCAUUGAAAGUACUGGCUUUGCGAGCUAUUUCCCGCACACAUUCGGCUUCCUGUCUGGCACAAGGACGCAAUGCAAGGAUUUGCGCUGGCCAGCGCUAGCCCCCACUUUGAUAUUCACGAUUCUGGUCUCGCUCUUCACGACAGACCCCGCUGUCCACUUCUGGAGCAUAUUUGUGGCUCUUUUCUUCCACGUUGCGUUGGUUUCUGACCCGCCUGCAAAUACGACCUACUACGGUCUCCUCAGUAUCGCAUUUGGACGUUUCUUGCCCGCUUGCUUCUGUGCAUAUGUUACGUACAGAUUUACGAGCAAGAGAAGCUUGACAGGACUGACAGCGCAGGUCGAAAAGACCAUUCUUUGGCUAGGACCAGCUUGGGUGGGCAGUUUGAACAACUACACAUUCGACAGGAUCCCGAUUCAACGAUUGACCCCUCACGAUCUCAAAGCACAGCCGGGAGCUGUGCCUGCUUUGAUUACAAUUGUUCUUGCUAUAUUCUUCAUUGCUUUAGGACAAGCUUGGGCAUUCCGCGUGGAAGGACGAAUGCCGCGCUACCUAGCGAUCUAUGGAUCCAUGGUCGCGGCACUACUCAUAUUUCUGGCCAUCCCAGGACUCAGUCUGCGAAUUCACCACUACAUUUUGGCACUUCUGUUACUGCCUGGAACAAGCUUCCAGAAUCGCCCAAGUUUGAUCUACCAAGGACUUCUCCUGGGUCUAUUCAUCAACGGAGUGGCAAGAUGGGGUUUCGCGUCCAUCGUGGAGCUGCCAGCAGAAUUACUACAAGGUACUGCUCAACAUUCUUUGCUCCCGGCCAUCAGUGCAUUGGCAAUCGGAGCGAAGAAUAUCACCUUCAACAUGGGCUCUCUUCCAAUAUUCGAUGAAAAACUCGGUAUCACUUAUGAUGGUGUCUCAGUCCUCGUCAACGACGUUGAGCGCUUCCGCGGAUUUCGAGACGAUUCAUCGUAUUGGGAUGGUGAUGGUCUAGUCGGAACUGGCAACUACACUUGGACAUGGAAACGCCAUCAUCUGGGGAGAAGUGAGCCCGGAAUGCUGCCUAUCGCGUCAAGCUCUGAUAUCGAUGAUUUUGCGGAAGAAGGUGCUGGGAUACGUGAGUCCGACUCGCAGAGCGCAGUUCCAGAAUAUUUCAGAUUCGCAUAUAUGUCUGGCAGCAGGACCGCCGACUUUACAAAAGCUGGAACCUGGACAGCAGAUGGUGAUUGGAUACCCAUGAAAGAUGGCACGAGCGAGCCACAAUAAAGCUCAUUCGAAGCGAGCAAUGUACGUUGUACGAGAAUCACGGCAGAAUCAAGAUGAGAUGAUCUACGAGGCUCAUGUCUUCGAUGUACAUACUGAACAUACAUACUAUCGCAC
Messenger RNA from Cercospora beticola, 2353 nucleotides. RefSeq lists its product as uncharacterized. Lineage: Eukaryota; Fungi; Ascomycota; Dothideomycetes; Mycosphaerellales; Mycosphaerellaceae. The record is from RefSeq and is a predicted model, not a curated record.